This is a messenger RNA of Chrysochloris asiatica (Cape golden mole), 1859 nucleotides long. Its product is annotated as muscarinic acetylcholine receptor M3-like. Gene Ontology annotation, molecular function: G protein-coupled acetylcholine receptor activity; G protein-coupled serotonin receptor activity. Gene Ontology annotation, cellular component: synapse; plasma membrane; dendrite. NCBI's taxonomy places the organism in Eukaryota, Metazoa, Chordata, Mammalia, Afrosoricida, Chrysochloridae. The transcript has a single exon. The record is from RefSeq and is a predicted model, not a curated record. Bases 14 to 1792 code for a protein of 592 amino acids. Gene Ontology annotation, biological process: positive regulation of smooth muscle contraction; chemical synaptic transmission; saliva secretion.
UCAGAGAGUCACAAUGACCUUGCACAGUAACAGUACAACCUCGCCUUUGUUUCCGAACAUCAGCUCUUCUUGGAUACACAACCCCUCGGACACAGGAUUACCCCCCGGGACAGUCACUCAUUUGGGCAGCUAUAACAUUUCUCGGGCAGCUGGGAAUUUCUCCUUUCCAAAUGACACUACCAGUGACCCUCUGGGAGGCCACACCGUCUGGCAAGUAGUCUUCAUUGCAUUUUUAACAGGCUUCCUGGCCCUGGUGACUAUCAUCGGCAACAUCCUAGUUAUAGUGGCAUUUAAGGUUAACAAGCAACUGAAGACGGUCAACAACUACUUCCUCUUAAGCUUGGCCUGUGCGGACCUCAUUAUCGGGGUCAUUUCAAUGAAUCUGUUUACUACUUACAUCAUCAUGAAUCGAUGGGCUUUAGGGAACUUGGCCUGUGACCUCUGGCUAUCCAUUGACUACGUGGCUAGCAAUGCCUCAGUCAUGAACCUUCUAGUCAUUAGCUUUGACAGGUACUUUUCCAUAACAAGGCCACUCACAUACAGAGCCAAAAGAACCACAAAAAGAGCUGGCGUGAUGAUUGGUUUGGCUUGGGUCAUCUCUUUUAUCCUUUGGGCUCCCGCCAUCUUAUUCUGGCAAUACUUUGUUGGGAAGAGAACUGUACCUCCCGGGGAGUGUUUCAUCCAGUUCCUCAGUGAGCCCACCAUUACCUUUGGCACGGCUAUUGCUGCCUUUUAUAUGCCUGUCACCAUUAUGACUAUUUUAUACUGGAGGAUCUAUAAGGAAACUGAAAAACGUACCAAAGAGCUUGCUGGUCUGCAAGCCUGUGGGACAGAAGGAGAAGCAGAAGCCGAAAAUUUCGUCCACCCCACAGGCAGCUCUCGGAGCUGCAGCAGCUAUGAGCUUCAACAGCAAAGCCUGAAGCGCUCAUCCAGGAGGAAGUAUAGCCGCUGCCACUUCUGGUUCACGACCAAGAGCUGGAAGCCUACUGCAGAACACAUGGACCAAGACCACAGCAGCAGUGACAGUUGGAACAACAAUGACGCUGCUGCCUCCCUGGAAAACUCCGCCUCUUCUGAUGAAGAGGACAUGGGCUCUGAGACAAGGGCCAUUUACUCUAUUGUGCUCAAACUUCCAGGUCACAGCACCAUCCUCAACUCCACCAAAUUACCCUCAUCCCAAAGCCUGCAGGUGCCUGAGGAGGAGUUGGUAAAAGCAGACUUGGAGAGGAAAGGCCACAAGCUGCAGGCCCAGAAGAGCAUGGAGGAUGGAGGCAGUUUCCAGAAAAGCUUCUCUAAGCUUCCCAUCCAGCUGGAGUCAGCCAUGGACACAACCAAGACCUCUGAUGGCAACUCCUCCGUGGGAAAGACGGCGGCCACUCUACCUCUGUCUUUCAAAGAAGCAACUCUGGCCAAGAGGUUCGCUCUAAAGACCAGGAGUCAGAUUACUAAACGGAAAAGAAUGUCCCUCAUCAAGGAGAAGAAGGCAGCCCAGACCCUCAGCGCAAUCUUACUUGCCUUCAUCAUCACCUGGACCCCGUACAACAUCAUGGUCCUGGUGAAUACCUUCUGUGACAGUUGCAUCCCCAAAACGUAUUGGAAUCUGGGCUACUGGCUGUGCUAUAUCAACAGCACGGUGAAUCCCGUGUGCUAUGCGCUGUGCAACAAGACUUUCAGAACCACAUUCAAGACACUUCUGCUGUGUCAGUGUGACAAGAGGAAGCGGCGCAAGCAACAGUACCAGCAGAGACAGUCAGUCAUCUUCCAUAAGCGUGUGCCCGAGCAGGCCUUGUAGAACACAGUCUGAGCAAUAGCGUUGACCAAAUGCACACACCAACCCACAUACCUUAGGAAGGAGAAAG